Messenger RNA from Leptonychotes weddellii (Weddell seal), 2946 nucleotides. The record is from RefSeq and is a predicted model, not a curated record. NCBI's taxonomy places the organism in Eukaryota, Metazoa, Chordata, Mammalia, Carnivora, Phocidae.
CGGCAUUUCCGGAUUGGAAGAAAGGUGGCGGCGCGUUGGGCGUUUCCCCACAGGAAUAGAAUGGAAGGAGAAUCGAGCAGACUGGAGAUUCACACUCCAGUUUUUGACAAGAAAAAGAAAAAGUACUCUGUGUAUAAGGAAGGACAUCUGAGGCAUCCCCAUGAAAGUGUCAGAGACUCCCCCCUGGCAAGCGAGCAGUCUCACGUAACCAAGAGUAAGAAAAAAAGAAAGGAUUGCCAGCAUCUUCUUCCUUCCCCUUUGAAAAAAUCAGAAAUUGGUGGUGAGACGAAAAAGGCCACGUCCGUACCCAAAAAGAAUAAAAAGAAAAAACAUAGGGCUUCGGGGGUGGAUGGGGAAACAGGUGUGGCGUAUGUCUUGGUGGAUAAAGAAAAUAUCGAGAACACACCAAAGAAUUUUAGGAGGGAUGUCGAUGUCGUGUAUGUUGACGUGAGCCAGGAACAGAAGCCAACAAAAGAGCCUGAAGCAGGCGAACUGCAUUCAGUUCCUAAGUCACAUAAAAACGAGUCGGAAGAGCUGCAUCAUAAAGUUAGGGAGACAAAAAGUAGAAAACAUCGGAGGAAAGUGGCCUCCUGGGAUGCUGAGCAGGAGGGCCUGCGUGCAAGCCUCGCUCUGCCCAAGCCAGAACCACACAAGGAGGAAACCCUGCUUUCUGUGGACCCAGGAGGUGGAAUCACACAACUACCAGUAUCGGCCAAUAAGAAAAAGUCUAAGAAAAAAAAGAGAAAAAUUGCACAUGACCAGGAACUUGAGGCAUUGCCUGGGCCUGAGAGUCUAGAGAACGUGUACUCCGAAGGAUGGCAGGGGGUCGGUGAGGUUGGGACUGCAGAAGGCAGUAAGGAAGCUGGCCGUGUAAAGAAAAAGUCUAAGAAAAGGAAGCGAAGGUCUUCUGUUGAAAGUCCUGUAGCUCCUGGGGGUGAUUUUUCAGUGCCCGCAGGGAGCUUUGAGGAUACACACUCUGAUUCACUGGAAGGUAAUGGUGCCCUGAUUGAAGAAAGAGCGAAACCCAGGCCACAGCAGGAGAAAACCCAGGCCUCUUCGGAAGAGGUGCAGAGGUUAGAACCUACAAAUGAAGAGGAAAGACAUUUGGAAUUGGCCAAAGAUUCUGAAACAAGAUAUUUAUCGGAAGACUCCAGAGAUUCGGGUGACUCAGAUGUGGAUUUAGACUCGGCUGUGAGGCAGCUCCAAGAGUUCAUUCCGGACAUCAAGGAAAGGGCUGCCACCACAAUCAAGCGGAUGUACCGGGAUGACUUGGGGCGGUUUAAGGAAUUUAAAGCACAGGGUGUCGCUAUUAGAUUUGGCAAGUUUUCUGUAAAGGAAAACAAGCAGUUAGAGAAAAACGUGCAAGAAUUUCUAUCCCUGACAGGAAUUGAGAAUGCAGACAAACUGCUGUACGCAGACAGAUACCCAGAGGAGAAAUCUGUGAUCACCGACUUAAAAAGAAAAUAUGCAUUUAGAUUGCACAUUGGUAAGUUUAAAACUGUUUACUCUUUGACCAUCCACAGCCUACCAACCGUAAAGGGAGAACCCACGGUAAGUAUUUAGCACAGCGCCUGGCGCAUUCAGUGCGUGCGGUGCAUGUUACCCGCUGCCAUGGCUAUGAGUAUUCCUGUUGCCGGCUCAAGAAAUCAUGGUGCUUGGAGUAAGACGGAAACCCAGAAACUAAUCAAGGCUGUCGAAGAAGUGAUUCUAAAGAAAAUGUCUCCCCACGAGUUAAAAGAGGUGGAUUCUAAACUCCAAGAAAACCCUGAAGGCUGCCUGUCUAUUGUUAGGGAAAAACUCUACAAGGGUAUAUCUUGGGUAGAAGUAGAAGCCAAAGUAGAAACCAGAAAUUGGAUGCAGUGUAAAAGUAAGUGGACGGAAAUCCUAACCAAGAGGAUGACGAAUGGUCGGGAUGUGUACCGCGGAGUUAAUGCUCUGCAGGCCAAAAUCAACCUCAUCGAAAGAUUGUAUGAGGUAAACGUGGAGGACACUAACGAGAUAGACUGGGAAGACCUUGCUAGCGCCAUAGGUGAUGUUCCUCCGUCCUAUGUUCAAACUAAAUUUUAUAAGCUGAAAGCUACCUGUGUUCCCUUUUGGCAGAAGAAGACUUUUCCAGAGAUUAUAGACUACCUUUACGAGACCACCCUGCCUCUGCUUAAGGAAAAGUUAGAGAAGAAGGUGGAGAAAACGGGCACCGAAAUCCAGAGUCCCGCGACACCCAGGCAGGCCUUCCGGUUCAGUGACAUCUUCUAUCGUGACGACGACAGUGAGGGAGAAGACGGGGAGAAGAGUGGGAUUCUGAAUUUAUAGGGUAGAACUCUGGAUUUGCAAGUGCCAGAAAAUGGGACCCACAUGGAUCUAAGGAAUCCGGGAACUCUCAAGACUGAAAGUCCAAGUAAGGACUGACUCAGCUACUUGUGGUCACCAAAGAUGGGGUUUCUGGCGCAUUUUCUGCUCCCCCUUCGCCAUUGUCCACUUCAUCUUCAGUACACACACGGGGGCCCCUUCUCAUAGUCACAUGCUUCAGCAGACCUGCUCCCCCUUCAGAGGAAGGAAAAAAGGUCUCUUCCAGUUGCUCUUGCUUAAGUCCUGGGUUUUGCUCCCAGUGCCCAAAUUAGAGCCUGUGCCCAGCUCUGAAUCAUCACUGGAGCCAGGAAAAGAGGACUGUGUUCAGCCAGUCUGGGCUCUGCUCUGGAGCUGGGAUUUAGCACAGCACGCCUGGAGUGGCUGGGAAGGUAAAUACCCCAGUGGAAAAAUCAGAGUCCCAUUAGCAGAGGAGGCGAAGAGCACUCUGAGGAAGCAACCCACAGAUGUGUGCUGACAGUGGGUAAUUGCCUGUGCUGUGAAUCUUGCCCAAUAAACUUGCGUACUUUUUGUACAAGUUCUAUUUUUGUAACUUUUUCUCAUCGAUAUCUCCAUGCCUCUCCCCUCAAAAAAAAAAAAAAA